Messenger RNA from Lasiosphaeria miniovina, 849 nucleotides. Its product is annotated as vacuolar import and degradation protein-domain-containing protein. Bases 1 to 849 code for a protein of 282 amino acids. Gene Ontology annotation, cellular component: GID complex. Gene Ontology annotation, biological process: protein catabolic process in the vacuole; protein targeting to vacuole; negative regulation of gluconeogenesis. Lineage: Eukaryota; Fungi; Ascomycota; Sordariomycetes; Sordariales; Lasiosphaeriaceae. The transcript is spliced from 3 exons. The record is from RefSeq and is a predicted model, not a curated record.
AUGUCCUAUAACGGCAACGAGUAUGGGCCGAGUGUGGCUCGCGCAGUGUUGGGGUACUAUCCUGGGGGGAGCAGGACUGGUGCGGCGCCUAGGGCAGCAGCAGCAGCAACUACAACAAUAACAACAACCUCCAACGAUACACCAAGCAGAAGAAAACAGAAGACACGCGCCGAUCGCCUUUCGCCACAGGAAGAGAUGCUGGGGAAUGCGACAAGAUGGGUCGAGGAUAGCGGCCUUGUAGGCAUGGGUUCUGAGUACUCACAAAUGCGGGCGAUAGCUACGUCGCCGUCCUCAUUUCUACGGCCGGGGAGCCGGUUCGAGGGGACGCAGCAGUCGGAGAGGCAGCGCUAUGACGUCCAGGUUGAAAUCAAGCACGUGGAUUUGUGCGAGUCGUUCCUGUGCGGUUAUUUGAGGAUUCAAGGUCUGACAGACGACCACCCAACACUGACGACUUACUUCGAGGGUGAGAUAAUCGGGACCAAGUACGGCUUCAUCACCCAGCAUCCGUCAUGGGGGGCGACAGACAAGAUCGACUUGAACCACUGGGGCAAGUUCGUACCAUUCAAGCAAUAUUCAAGACAGGCACGCAAGACCGGCCAUGUCUUGAUAAGAGAUAUCGCGCAGCGCGAGAAUAUUUUCAUGCGAUGGAAGGAGCACUUCCUUGUCCCGGACCAUCGGGUUCGGACCAUCAACGGGGCGAGCUUCGAAGGGUUCUACUACAUCUGUUUCAACCAGGUGCGCGGCGAAGUUAGCGGCAUCUAUUUCCACAGCAAGAGCGAGAAGUUUCAACAACUCGAUUUGAAGCAUGUCGAAGACAAGGGAUGUUUUGGCGCCAUGGAGUUCAGGUAA